Messenger RNA from Aedes aegypti (yellow fever mosquito), 5410 nucleotides. RefSeq lists its product as uncharacterized. Gene Ontology annotation, cellular component: nucleus. The record is from RefSeq and is a predicted model, not a curated record. Bases 1 to 5043 code for a protein of 1680 amino acids. NCBI's taxonomy places the organism in Eukaryota, Metazoa, Arthropoda, Insecta, Diptera, Culicidae. The transcript has 12 exons. Gene Ontology annotation, molecular function: DNA-binding transcription factor activity; RNA polymerase II cis-regulatory region sequence-specific DNA binding. Gene Ontology annotation, biological process: regulation of transcription by RNA polymerase II.
AUGUGUGCAACGACCGUGGCUCCCGAACCAUCCGCCCUGGAAGCUUCUGUAGUAGCCGAUGAGGACGACGACGAUGUUCGGAUUACGUCCGUGGAAACGAUUCCGAUUGCGUUCGAUCUGAGUGUGUUCCCGCCUCUACCAGGCGUUUCCCCAACUGGUGGAGCACCUUCGCGAUGUAAACCCGGACAAGGCGGAGAUAUUGCGCCAACGAUCGAAAGAGUCCUACUUCCGGGCCAAGGAAAGUUACCUGUGAUUGGCGUGGCAAGUCAAACAAUCUACAAAUGCACAUGGAAGGGAUGUGGCGUCAUAUACGUAUCUUGUUCUGAGGUCACCGCUCACGUACGAAAUGCACAUCUAGGUCCCCGCAAACCGGACGAGGACAGCGAUGAGGAGGAUUUCUUCUUCACAGAAAUUGAGGAUGAGAGUGACAGUGUACUUAGUGCACCCCAUCCACCAUCGACACCGACUCUGAACCUCCGUGAUAUGGCUCUACCCCCACUCGAGGAUCCGGAGUAUCAACGGCGAGGGCUGCUCUCGAUGUCCUCCCAGCGGCAGUCCGCUCUACAACAACAUCCCCAUCUGCAGCCACACCAGCUAUCGCUCGGGGCCGCCAUCAAACCGCCACUGCCAGGGCAAGGGCUGCUCUCGAUGUCCUCCCAGCGGCAGUCCGCUUUACAACUACAUCCCCAUCUGCAGCCACACCAGCAACCGCUCGGGGCCGCCAUCAACCCGCCACUGCCAGGGCAAGGGCUGCUAUCGAUGUCCUCCCAGCGGCAGUCCGCUCUACAACAACAUCCCCAUCUGCAGCCAGACCAGCAACCGCUCGAGGCCGCCAUCAAACCGCCACUGCCAGGGCAAGGGCUGCUAUCGAUGUCCUCCCAGCGGCAGUCCGCUCUACAACAACAUCCCCAUCUGCAGCCACACCAGCUAUCGCUCGGGGCCGCCAUCAAACCGCCACUGCCAGGGCAAGGGCUGCACUCGAUGUCCUCCCAGCGGCAGUCCGCUCUACAACAACAUCCCCAUCUGCAGCCAGACCAGCAACCGCUCGAGCCCGCCAUCAAACCGCAACUGCCAGGGCAAGGGCUGCUAUCGAUGUCCUCCCAGCGGCAGUCCGCUCUACAACAACAUCCCCAUCUGCAGCCAGACCAGCAACCGCUCGAGCCCGCCAUCAAACCGCAACUGCCAGGGCAAGGGCUGCACUCGAUGUCCUCCCAGCGGCAGUCCGCUCUACAACAACAUCCCCAUCUGCAGCCACACCUGCUAUCGCUCGGGGCCGCCAUCAAACUGCCACUGCCAGGGCAAGGGCUGCUCUCGAUGUCCUCCCAGCGGCAGUCCGCUCUACAACAACAUCCCCAUCUGCAGCCACACCAGCUAUCGCUCGGGGCCGCCAUCAACCCGCCACUGCCAGGGCAAGGGCUGCACUCGAUGUCCUCCCAGCGGCAGUCCGCUCUACAACAACAUCCCCAUCUGCAGCCAGACCAGCAACCGCUCGAGCCCGCCAUCAAACCGCCACUGCCAGGGCAAGGGCUGCACUCGAUGUCCUCCCAGCGGCAGUCCGCUCUACAACAACAUCCCCAUCUGCAGCCACACCAGCUAUCGCUCGGGGCCGCCAUCAAACCGCCACUGCCAGGGCAAGGGCUGCACUCGAUGUCCUCCCAGCGGCAGUCCGCUCUACAACAACAUCCCCAUCUGCAGCCACACCAGCUAUCGCUCGGGGCCGCCAUCAACCCGCCACUGCCAGGGCAAGGGCUGCACUCGAUGUCCUCCCAGCGGCAGUCCGCUCUACAACAACAUCCCCAUCUGCAGCCACACCAGCAACCGCUCGAGCCCGCCAUCAAACCGCAACUGCCAGGGCAAGGGCUGCACUCGAUGUCCUCCCAGCGGCAGUCCGCUCUACAACAACAUCCCCAUCUGCAGCCACACCAGCAACCGCUCGAGCCCGCCAUCAAACCGCAACUGCCAGGGCAAGGGCUGCACUCGAUGUCCUCCCAGCGGCAGUCCGCUCUACAACAACAUCCCCAUCUGCAGCCACACCAGCUAUCGCUCGGGGCCGCCAUCAACCCGCCACUGCCAGGGCAAGGGCUGCACUCGAUGUCCUCCCAGCGGCAGUCCGCUCUACAACAACAUCCCCAUCUGCAGCCAGACCAGCAACCGCUCGAGCCCGCCAUCAAACCGCAACUGCCAGGGCAAGGGCUGCUAUCGAUGUCCUCCCAGCGGCAGUCCGCUCUACAACAACAUCCCCAUCUGCAGCCAGACCAGCAACCGCUCGAGCCCGCCAUCAAACCGCAACUGCCAGGGCAAGGGCUGCACUCGAUGUCCUCCCAGCGGCAGUCCGCUCUACAACAACAUCCCCAUCUGCAGCCACACCUGCUAUCGCUCGGGGCCGCCAUCAAACCGCCACUGCCAGGGCAAGGGCUGCACUCGAUGUCCUCCCAGCGGCAGUCCGCUCUACAACAACAUCCCCAUCUGCAGCCAGACCAGCAACCGCUCGAGCCCGCCAUCAAACCGCAACUGCCAGGGCAAGGGCUGCUAUCGAUGUCCUCCCAGCGGCAGUCCGCUCUACAACAACAUCCCCAUCUGCAGCCAGACCAGCAACCGCUCGAGCCCGCCAUCAAACCGCAACUGCCAGGGCAAGGGCUGCACUCGAUGUCCUCCCAGCGGCAGUCCGCUCUACAACAACAUCCCCAUCUGCAGCCACACCUGCUAUCGCUCGGGGCCGCCAUCAAACUGCCACUGCCAGGGCAAGGGCUGCUCUCGAUGUCCUCCCAGCGGCAGUCCGCUCUACAACAACAUCCCCAUCUGCAGCCAGACCAGCAACCGCUCGAGCCCGCCAUCAAACCGCAACUGCCAGGGCAAGGGCUGCACUCGAUGUCCUCCCAGCGGCAGUCCGCUCUACAACAACAUCCCCAUCUGCAGCCACACCAGCUAUCGCUCGGGGCCGCCAUCAACCCGCCACUGCCAGGGCAAGGGCUGCACUCGAUGUCCUCCCAGCGGCAGUCCGCUCUACAACAACAUCCCCAUCUGCAGCCAGACCAGCAACCGCUCGAGCCCGCCAUCAAACCGCAACUGCCAGGGCAAGGGCUGCACUCGAUGUCCUCCCAGCGGCAGUCCGCUCUACAACAACAUCCCCAUCUGCAGCCAGACCCGCAACCGCUCGGGGCCGCCAUCAAACCGCCACUGCCAGGGCAUCAGGGCGCCCAGCUCCAUCUCCACCAUCAGCAACAACAACAACAGCAGCAGCACAAUCUGAACAACAACAAUGCCAUUAGUCAACAGGCACCGGGAAGCAAUGGCAGUAGCGGCAGCAGUAAUGGCGGUCGAAGCGCGGCCGUCCUCACGCACAGCAACACGUCGCCGCUGAUACACCACAACUACACCUGGUCACAAGUUAGUCCGCCGAAAUCGAUGAUGCCAAAGAAACGAAGACUCAGCGUUGCAUCGAACCCCUCCGAAUCUGCCGUUCCCGUUAUAGAUGAUACUACUUUAAAUGCUGAAGGAUCCGAAGAUUAUAUUGCAGAAGAGGUUGCAAGUAUCACUCCGUCUUUCCCUUUGAUCCUGAGCAAAGAUCAAGUGACUACUGAUCAUUCCAGCGAGGAAAAUCCAAUCGAUAGGUCCGAAAUUGGAACGUUCAAAAACAGCCAGCACACACAUCCUCCCCAUACGCUGCUGAUUUCAAAGGCAAAAAUGGUUCAUGCAUUAAAGCAGGAAUGCGCCAACCGGAGGCCAGGCACCUACGAAUCUGUGCGAAACAUUUUCGACAGGGUGUCUAAUACAACAGAGCACCAAGGCGCAGCGAAACACGUGCUUUACAAAAACGUGGCCAGUUCGAUGAGGAAGGCCAGAAGCACGUGUUUCCCACCUUCGCCGAAAACCCCUGCUGAAUUUCACGAACUGAUGGGAUCGGAGAAGGCGGCUGGUUUUCGUACCAUAUACGGACAAAAAUUUUACCACGGAUGUGUAGGCAAAACUCUGUUUUUUAUAGUACCGGCCACACUCGAAGCGAUAACGGAAAUCGAAAAAACUUCGUUAUAUUUUGAUGGAACUUUUAAAACGAAGCCAGCAAUGUUCAGCCAGCUGUUUAUGGCCUAUGCAGAAGUAGGCGGGAAGAUUUUCCCGCUAGCAUUCAUGCCAUCAGCUGACUCGGCAAAGGCCGAUGUUUACAUCACUAUUUUAUCGAAGAUAGCCGCUGUAAUAGAGCCGGCAAAGGUGGUAACAAUCGUGACGGACUACGAGAAGGCACUUAUGCAGGCUUGCCGCACGGUAUUCCCGAAGGCAAAUCUGCAGGGGUGCCUUUUCCAUUUUAAGCAGGCCAUUCGCAGGAAAAUAGUGAAUUUAGGAAUUCCUGUUACAAGCGAGACUUAUUUGGAGUACCGGCUGGCUAUGCAGCUAGCUCAUUUACCGGCCAGCAAGAUAGCAGGGGCUAUGGAUAUAGUAGUUGACAUUAUUAAACAGCGCACGACGGAUCAGCAGACAGCCGACCAGUUUGGCCGGUACCUACGGUUGCAGUGGCUUUGUAAUGUGUCACCGCAGGUGUAUUCUGUGUAUCACGUUACAACUACAACUAAUAAUGCAGCCGAGUCAUACCACGCGAAGAUGCUGGCGGAAAUCGGAUGUUCACCGACACCGUGGGCAUUCAUUGAAAAGUUGAUAAUGCUCGCCAAGAACGUUGGAGUUGAAAUAAGCCGGACGCAAAACUUGCCUUUCAAAAGGCAGCAGAGUGAACGGCAGCGACUAGUGCAGAAAUUGACGGCAGAUUAUGAUAACACAGGAAACGUUAAACAAUUCUUGCUAGCACUUAAUGCUAAUAGUAAGAACGUAGAAGUUGGGUACAUACCGCCACCUGAACAUGAGAUAGAGGACGAAAUCUUAGAAGGAUGCAUUAACUGCCAAAAAGCGGCGAGUUACAUACUAAACCCAUGCCAACAUACACCAUUUUGCGAUACAUGCGUUUGGGAGUUCAUGCGACAGACUUCAACAUGCCCAAUUUGCCAAACGGAAUGGAUUGGAGUUGCCAAAAAAAAUUUAGAAAAUCCUGCGCAAUAAAUCAAAUUGUCAUCAAAACAGAUGAAUAACAAACAACAAAGCAAGCGCACGCACAACCGUUUGUCCUAACAUUUGCGGAUCGAGAUACAUUCAAGAGAAAAAUUGUCAUGACAAUCACAGGGGCCAACAUUAUUGAAACGUUUCCAACUCGUGACUAAUCAGUUAUCUCAAACACAAAAUCAAAAUAGUUGCAACAUUAACAUGAGAGGACAGUGUCUUUGUUGAUGCGUGUAGGUUGACAAUUGAUUGACUAUCGUUUCCAGUUGUCCUUAACGUUCAACGCUUCGUCAUUCGUUGAUUGACUAUCGUUUCCAGUUGUCCUUAACGUUCAACGCUUCGUCAUCGUAAUCAUCGUCAUCAACGAAAC